Molecule: messenger RNA, 2241 nt
Organism: Brienomyrus brachyistius
Lineage: Eukaryota; Metazoa; Chordata; Actinopteri; Osteoglossiformes; Mormyridae
Gene: fads6
Product: fatty acid desaturase 6
Exons: 6
Coding region: 268-1380 (370 amino acids)
Biological process (GO): lipid metabolic process
Cellular component (GO): membrane
Molecular function (GO): oxidoreductase activity, acting on paired donors, with oxidation of a pair of donors resulting in the reduction of molecular oxygen to two molecules of water
Source: RefSeq, a predicted model, not a curated record
UCCUGCAGAUGGACGGAGCUCUCAGCACGUGCUCUGUACGUGAAGAGGGAGGAAUCCGCAGCGUCCCUCACUGCGCAAGGUUCUGGGAGGACAGCCGAGCUCCCUGCAGAGCCGGAUCUGCUCACCGGCGGGGGCUUUGCAGUGCGGCCUUGGCUGGUGGGGGAGGGGGAGCCACGCUCCGUGCUCCUGUCAGAUACCGCGCCGCUGCCGGGACGUCUGUGCCGUCGCCAGCGCUCACAUACGCAAGGACAGCGCGCUGCGCUGAGCAUGCAGAACGUUCCAGAAGAGUGUCGCCGGGAUGCGGUCGAUGACCCCUGGGAGGAUGGCGAGCGGACCCCGUUCCAGCAUGGGGGGGCCCCGGGGGAGGGCAAGGUGGCGGAGGCGGCCGAUCGCGAGUCGCUGAUGAUGGAGCUAACCCGACAGGUGCAGACGGUCGUCCGCCGGAGCAGCUGGUGGGAGAGGCGGGGACUCGACUGUGCCAUUCUGACUGCGGCGUUCAUCUGCUUGCCGCCAGCCUUCCUGCUGCUGAGCUCUUCCCAGAUCCUGCUGUUUUCCCUGGGGAUGCUGCUGAUGGGGGCGGCACACGCCGUCAUCACCGUGAAGGGCACCCACCUGGCCAGCCACGGGGCCCUAAGCGAGUCCCAGGCCUGGGGGGAGUUCUGGGCCGUCUUCUUCAUCGAGGUAUGCGGCUCCUUCACAGCCAGGGUGGGGGUCCAUGCCCACGUGAAGAUGCACCACGCUCACACCAAUGUCAUCGGCCUGGGCGACUCCAGCACCUGGCGCCUGCCCUUCCUGCCACGCAGCAUUUACCUGUUCGUCGCCCCCCUGGCCGUGCCCAUCAUCACCCCCGUGGUGGCGCUAGGCCAGCUGAGACGCCAGUCUGCAGCCCAGUCCCUGCGCACAGUCCUGAUGGUGGCUCUGGGGCUCUACUCCCAGUACUGGCUGCUGCUCAACGCCUCUGGAUUCCGGUCUCCGGGCGGCGCUCUCCUCUGCAUGCUCGUCUGCCGGGCUUUGUUCUCUGUGCCCUACAUCCACGUCAACAUCUUCCAGCACAUCGGCCUGUCCAUGUUCUCCCCGACCAACCGACCAAAGCGGAUCUACCAGAUGACCUACGGGGUCCUGAAUCUGCCCCGAAACCCGCUGUUGGACUGGACCUUCGGCCACUCGCUCAUCAGCUGCCACGUGGAGCACCACCUCUUCCCCUCCCUGUCCGACAACAUGUGUCUGAAGGUGAAACCCAUCGUGUCUAAAUACUUAAAGGAGAAGAAGCUGCCAUAUCAGGAGGACAGCUACCUGUCACGGCUGCACCUGUUCUUCCACAAGUACCAGGAGCUGAUGGUGUUUGCACCCCCCAUCACAGAGCUGGUCGGUGUGCAGUAGGAGCAUAGGGUCUCGCCCCUGCCAGGGUACAGAAAUAGCACAAGCAAUGAAUGUAGCUCAGACUGAAUCCAAAAGACUAACACGAACUCUUAACAGCAGACUGCUGGAGCCCGCCGAUUCGUCCACAGUGCUGCCCAAUUACACAUUUUCUUCACUGGGGUCCUUUAGGAUGUUGAUACCUGCUGUUGCCUUUUAUCGACAGCGGCUUGUCUUCCUUAUGCUUGAGUGUCAGUCAUGUGACACGGGCGACUGCUACAUCCAUUUGUCUUCCUGUUGCUGGUCUUCUAGUUUAGAACCUUCUUGGCUUGAGGCUUUCUUGGAGAAAUACUUCACACUAAGAGAAUGAGAAGAUGUAGAGUGUUGACUGUGGUUUAUCUAGGCAGGGUAACGGCGUUCUGGGAUCCCACCCGCACCUUUGGCCACAGUGAAAUGCUGCUUUCACAUACUAAUCUGCACUUUGAUCAGCAGCAGAGCUUCAUUUCUCGCUUGGUGUUUUAUUUACGCAGAGCACAGACGUGCUGAACGAUCAGCCUUCGGCAUGAAAAGCAAGCACAGCAGACGGCUAUGUGCUAAACUAUGACGGCGAUGUCCGCAAACUUCAUUAAACGAUGUCGACUACGUAACCACUAAGUUACACGCAAGAGCUUUAAUUAUCCCAGAAAUGUUUAGCUUUUACUAGAUCUACAGCUAUAAAGAGAAAAUAUACUAAUUCAGAUAAAUUAAUCGUGUUGUGUAAUACAUUUUCAACGAUGACCACUGGAUUAAUGCACUAACGAGCUGAAAAUUUUUAAGACUAAUUUGUCUAUCUUAAACAACUGUAUGUUUUCGACAGUAAUUAAACUAAAUAAACAUUUAAAUCUA